Molecule: messenger RNA, 1228 nt
Organism: Cuculus canorus (common cuckoo)
Lineage: Eukaryota; Metazoa; Chordata; Aves; Cuculiformes; Cuculidae
Product: maestro heat-like repeat-containing protein family member 2B
Exons: 8
Coding region: 62-1210 (382 amino acids)
Cellular component (GO): cytoplasm
Source: RefSeq, a predicted model, not a curated record
UAGAGUGGAGCACAAGCAUGGCUGGGACACUCUGCUGCACCCCAAGAGCCACCCCUACGCGAUGGGUCUGCUGGCCAGAGAGAUGUGCAUGGUGAAGGAUUAUUUCUGUCACCGCGUGGCGCUCCAGCUUUUGGAUGUGCUGAACCUGGACGAGCCGUGCCUGGAGGUCCCUGCCAUGGCGUUCUUUGUCAAGCUCCUGGCCUGCCCUGACGUGGUGGAACUGCACGAGCGUGCCCUGAAGCUCUUCCCGAUGUUCGUGCUCAGCCCGCGCAUUGAGAUGCGUCGCCUGGUGCUGCAAGGGCUCUUCACCCUGAGCCAAAGACCUGAGAUGGCUGAAAGAAUGGGGUUCUUGCUGCCGAAACUCCUGGAGGUCCUGGACGACGCAGAUCCGGAGGUGGUCGAGAUGACCCUCUCUGUGCUUGGCAAGAUGCUGGAGCAGAGGGACGUGGCAAUUGCUGGCCCUGUCGUCGUGCAGCUGUCUGAGAAGCUGCAGCCGCUCUUUGACAACGUAAGGCUUUGUGCCCCCCAGCACGAGCACUGGAUGCUGCCAGGAAACUUUGCGCCCUGUAGCUUUUCAGCCCGUGCCCGGGCGGGCCUGAGGCAGCCGGUGCUGAGCUCUUGCCCUCUUCCUUGCCAACAGGAGUCCGCCUCCAUCAAAGUUCUCUCCUUCCAACUCUUCCGGGACGUGAUGGAGCUUUUAGUGGCAGUGGACAGGAAGGCAACAAAGAGACAGGUGCGCCGGAACCUGCUGCCGCUGCUCUUCCACGUCUAUGAUGAGAACCAGCCUGUGGCAGAGGCCUCCCGGGAAACCCUGCUUCAAGCCACCGAGCUGCUGAAGCUGAGGAAGCUGAGGAAGAAGCUGAAGAGCGGGCAGAUCUACAAGUUGGGCAAGUGCCUGCUGGCAGAGGACAGGAGCAGAAGAGAAGAUUACCUGUACCAGGCCCUGCCGUACCUGCAGAGCCCCCAGGAGUCCCUGCGAGAGGCGGCCGUCGUGUUUUUUGGGCACCUUGGUCGGAGCGUGAGGGGACAGCCGGAAGAGCAGCAGACCGUCUACCAGGCCCUCAGAUGCAUGAGAAACGACAUCAGCCAAUCCGUCUCAGACUUAGCAGCUGAUACCCUGUUUGUCCUGAGAAGUGAAGAAAGCAAUCGUACCUUUGGAUACAGGCUGCAGGUGCUACGAGGGUGGCUCGAGAGGAUGUGGAGGAGAUGAACUUCUCUCCCUGGUGUC